GUAGUCACGUACCUAUAUAAUUAUAAGAUUAUUUGUAACACCCUGUCUUUACAAUGUAUGUAUAUAAACCUGAACUUUAAUAAAUAGACGGCACUUGUUAUCUUACCACACACACAACAUGGUGUCAGGUGUUAAAUGCCGCUAAUUAAAAAAGUGGAAGUGGAAGUAAAGUGUCAAGUCAAAAAAUUAAAAUAAAAAGACAGUCAAUUAAAUGCAAAUAAAAGUAUUGCAUAAAAAAUAAAUAAAAGUCCAGUCUAAAUAAAGAAAAAAGUCGCAAAAUAAAUAAGGUCGGUGCAGUAAAUAAUUUGUGAAAUGGCCCCAGAACACUCGUUAGCAGGAACGUCGUCCACUGCCCAGCAGCAUGUUCCAGUCACAGCUGUAAUAAAACCAAUAGAUUUAAAGAGUACAAAUAUGUCUGUCACAUGGGAUCACUGGUAUAACCAAUUUAAAAUAUAUCUUCGUGCGUCAGAUUUGGAAAAGCUGAGUGACCAGAGGAAAGUCGCAUUACUUUUGCAUUACAUGGGUCCAGAAAGCUUAACAACAUUCAAUUCCUUCAACAUUGAUAUUGAUUCCAUAAAAUAUGAUGAUCUCGUGAAAAAGUGGCAAAACUAUUUUGUUCCAAAGAAAAAUAUUGCAAUGGAGCGUCACAACUUCUUCUCCAGAAAACAACAAGAAGGUGAAUCGCUGGAUUCAUAUGUCACUGCCUUGAAAAACCUUAGUUUGACAUGUGAGUUUGAGUCCCUGAGAGAUGACCUUGUCAAAGAUAUUUUUGUUUGUGGUCUUCCUGGAGAACAUCAGAAUAUCAAAGAAAGGUUGUUAAGUGAAGGAGAUAUUCAAUUGGACAAGGCAAUUGGCAUAGCAAAAAGUAUGAUUUUGGCGCGAGAAAAUGUACAACAUUUAAAAAAGGCUGAGGAAGAUAUCCAGGUUAAUUGGGUGAACAAAAAAUCAUAUAAGCAUAGUCAGCAGAAAAACUGUACCAAAUGUGGACAAAAACACCGUAAUAAAUGCCCUGCAGAAAAUGUGAUAUGUCAUACAUGUAAAAGAAGAGGCCACUUUGCAAAGAUGUGCUAUAGCAGAAAGCAACAACAACAUCCUCAACAAAGUCAACAGCAAAGUCACCAUCGUCAACAACAACAACGGUCAAGUGGAAUAACGGCGAAAUUCGUGAAGAAGAUAGAAGCAAAUGAAGAAGAUGAACCAGAAGAACUUUUUGUUGGUACUCUAUCUCACACUAAGGGAAACAAAGGAGAAUGGAACAUCUCAGUAUGUAUUGGCAACAAAUCUGUUAUACUACAAGUCGACACAGGAGCGCAAGCAAAUAUUCUCUCUUUGAUGACAGCCGAGAAUUUGAAGUUGGUGGACCGUAUUAAAACUACAAGAGCGCACAUUGUAGCUUUCAAUGGAGAAGACAUGCCGGUAGUUGGUAAAGUAGAAAUUGAAUUUAAGUAUGAUCUACACAAUUACAAUGCAACAUUUUUUGUAUUAGACUUGCCAUGUAAAAAUAUUAUAGGUCUACAGUUAGCAGAACAAAUGUCUUUAAUUAAAAAGGUGAAUGCUGUGUCUUGUGGUGACAUUUUAAAGAGAUAUCAAAACAUUUUUGAAGGUUUAGGCGAAGUCAAUACUAAAUGUAAACUUGUAGUCAACCCUGAUGUUGAGCCGGUUAUAGAUCCGCCUAGAAAAGUGCCAUUUUCUUUACAUACCGAUUUAAAAAAUGAAUUAAAAAGAAUGGAAAAUUUGAAAGUCAUAAAAUUUGUAGAAGAACCAACAGAAUGGGUAAACUCGAUCGUUUUAGUUAGAAAGUCGAAUGGAAAAUUAAGAUUGUGUUUAGACCCGAGGAGUCUAAAUAAGGCUAUAUUAAGGCCACAUUUUCCUUUUCCAGAUAUUGAAUUUUGUAAAGCCCAAUUGAGUGGUUGUAAAUUUUUCAGUGUUUUAGAUGCAAACAGUGGUUUUUGGAUGUUACCAUUAGACGAGGAGUCGUCAAAAUUAUGUACGUUUAACACUCCAUUUGGUCGUUAUAGAUUUCUUCGUUUACCUUUUGGUAUUAACGCUGCUCCAGAAAUGUUUCAUGGAGAGAUGAUAAAACUUUUCAGUGGUAUUGGUGGUUUGAUUAUUUAUAUUGACGAUUUCCUAAUUUAUGCCAAAACAAAGGAAGAACAUGAUAAAAUACUUGAGGCAGUUCUUGAAAAAGCUAAAGAAGUAGGAGUCAAGUUCAAUAAAGAAAAGUCAAAAUUUUUUGUAGAAGAAGUCAAAUUUAUAGGUCAUAUUUUUAACAAAAACGGUGUCAAGGCAGAUGAAGAAAAAAUUAAAGCAAUUGUCGAUAUGUCUAGUCCCAAUAAUAAAACAGAACUUCAAAGAUUUUUAGGAAUGAUUAAUUAUUUUGGCUCAUAUAUUCCAAAUUUGUCUGACAACAACAAACAUUUGAGAGAGCUAUUGAAGAAAGAUAUAGAAUGGCAUUGGAAUAAAAAUCAUGAUGAUGAAUUCAAAAAAUUAAAAUGUGCUUUGACACAAGCUCCACUUUUAACAUAUUUUAAUCCAUUAAAAACCUUGACUUUAACAGUGGAUGCUUCAAAGAAUGCAGUUGGUGCUGCUAUACUUCAUGACCGUCGUCCGAUUGCGUAUGCUUCCGCGUCUCUUACCGAGGCACAAACAAGGUACGCACAGAUAGAAAAGGAAUUGUUUGCAAUUUUAUUUGGUUGCACUCGUUUUCAUCAAUUUGUAUAUGGUAUGAAACAAGUAAUUGUCGAAACAGACCAUAAGCCAUUAGUCUCUAUUUUUAAUAAACCGUUAUACAAAAUCCCAGCUAGGCUUCAGAGAUUCAUGUUACGGUUACAGUGUUAUGAUUUUGAUGUAAGAUACAAACCAGGAAAAUACCUAUACGUUGCAGAUACAUUGUCGAGGAAUGCUCUUAAAGAAACUGUUUUAGAUGAAAUUGAUAACGAGGCGUCAUUACAUAUUGAUUUAAUAAAAUCAUAUAUUGAUAUUCCUUUUUCUAAUGCAAAUGAAAUUGCAAACCAUACAAAAUCAGAUGAAGUAUGUCAGAAACUAAUUAAUUAUAUUUUAAAUGGAUGGCCCAAACACAAAAAUAAAAUUGAACCUAAUUUAGUGCCAUAUUUUAAAAUUCGUCAUAAUUUGUCUGUAAUUGAGGAAGUAAUUCUAAUGGAAGAUAGAAUUCUAAUUCCCAAAUUAUUAAGAAAAGAAAUUUUGAGUCGCAUACAUGUUAGUCAUAUGGGAAUUCAACGUACUCAAAAUCUUGCGAAAGAGACUGUUUAUUGGCCGAAUAUAAACACAGAUAUUUUCAACCUUGUUUCAAAUUGUGAAAUUUGUUUAAAGUUUCAAAAUUCACAAUCAAAAAAUGAAAUGAUGUCUCAUGACAUAAUUGAUAUUCCAUGGUUUAAAUUGGGAUGUGAUUUAUUUGAAUAUGGAGGUAAAACAUAUUUAUUGAUAGUAGAUUAUUUUUCUAAAUAUUUUGAGGUCUCAUUAUUAAAUACAGGCUACAGCAGCUCACAGGUUAUUGUUAGCCUUAAAUCUAUUUUUGCCCGACAUGGUAUACCACAGUAUUUGAUAAGCGAUAAUGGACCACCAUUCAACUCAAAAGAGUUUAAAAAUUUUUGUUCAUCCUGGGGUAUAAUACAUAACACAUCUAGUCCUUAUAUGCCGAGGUCAAACGGACUCGCUGAAAGAUCAAUACAAAUAAUGAAAAAUAUUUUAAAAAAGUCUUCAGAAACAAAUGAUGAUCCGUAUUUGUCCCUUUUGCAUUAUAGGACUACACCCAAAGGAAAAUUACCUAGUCCGUCCGAAGUAUUGAUGUCCAGAAAAUUGCGUACUAAUCUUCCUAUACUUACAUCUAAAUUAGAGCCCCUUCUCAUAAAUAAGCAGGAAUAUAUUCGAGAUUUGAAUAAUUUUACCUAUAAAAGUACUGAUCGUUUUAACAAAACUGCGAAGAAAUAUAAAAACGUGAAUAUUGGCGAUAAAGUAAUGUUUAAAAGAAAUCCUUCGUCAUUUUGGUACCCUGCAGAAAUCACUGAGAGCUCAAACGAACCAAGAUCUUAUGUUGUUAGGGAUGAAGAGGGCAGAAGGUAUAGAAGAAAUGAAGAGCACAUACGGGUUAGAAAUGAAAUUUCAACACCACCAGAUAAUGAUUUUGAAAAUGAAACAAACAAUAUACAGCAAUCACCUAAUGAUAGAAAUGAUAUUGAAAAUUAUAACCCAGUUCAAAGAUCUAAUUUAGAAAAUAAUGUUUAUACAACUCGAGCUGGCAGAAAUGUUAAACCGCCUUCAAGGCUUAAUCUUUAAGUACAAUAAUUACAUAUUCUUGCACUUUAUGAAAUACAUAUUUUGAAAAACUUUAUGAACUUUUUAACAUGUAAUUAAAACAAGUUUUUGGAAUUAAAACUGAAUUAUAAAAAAAGGGAGAUGUAGUGUAGUCACGUACCUAUAUAAUUAUAAGAUUAUUUGUAACACCCUGUCUUUACAAUGUAUGUAUAUAAACCUGAACUUUAAUAAAUAGACGGCACUUGUUAUCUUACCACACAC
Messenger RNA from Musca domestica (house fly), 4533 nucleotides. RefSeq lists its product as uncharacterized. The record is from RefSeq and is a predicted model, not a curated record. The transcript has a single exon. The coding region runs from base 313 to 4293 and encodes 1326 amino acids. Gene Ontology annotation, biological process: DNA integration. Lineage: Eukaryota; Metazoa; Arthropoda; Insecta; Diptera; Muscidae. Gene Ontology annotation, molecular function: nucleic acid binding.